Molecule: messenger RNA, 416 nt
Organism: Diabrotica virgifera virgifera (western corn rootworm)
Lineage: Eukaryota; Metazoa; Arthropoda; Insecta; Coleoptera; Chrysomelidae
Product: pupal cuticle protein C1B-like
Exons: 2
Coding region: 106-321 (71 amino acids)
Source: RefSeq, a predicted model, not a curated record
AAUUUACAUAGAGGAUAUAAGUGGGCUAAUUUUUGUAUAAAAGCUAAGGUCUCCAUUGGAAGAAUUAUAAUUUGUCUUUGUGAUAAAUCAAAUCAACAUUUCAAAAUGUUCAAAAUUUUCGCUUUCUUGUUCGCUGUUUUGGCUCUAGCUUUCGCAGCACCAAAGGCCCAACCAGUACCACAAGUAUUAGCUGCGUACAGCGCACCAGCUGUUGUUAGCAGUUACUCAUAUCCAUACGCUGCUGCCAGUUAUGCUGCCCCAGUUGCUUACUCCGCUGGAUAUGGUUCUUUAGCUUAUUCUGCACCACUGGCUUAUUACUGAUUUAAUCAGGAUAUUGUCGUUUUGGUCAUGUAUAUAUGCGAUGGAAAUGGAUUAAACAAAUUAGUUUUAAGAUAAAUAAAUGAUAUUGAAAACAA